Rhizoctonia solani is the source of this 1308-nucleotide messenger RNA. RefSeq lists its product as uncharacterized. The record is from RefSeq and is a predicted model, not a curated record. Lineage: Eukaryota; Fungi; Basidiomycota; Agaricomycetes; Cantharellales; Ceratobasidiaceae. The transcript has 3 exons. Bases 1 to 1308 code for a protein of 435 amino acids.
AUGGCACGUGAUCGUAGCCACCUAAUUCUCGACUUUGCCUUUUUAUGCAACAUCACUGAUCUUUCUCAUUUCGAGCUCAAAAUGUCUACUGAUUUACAGUAUUCAAUCAACAAAAACCCACGUCUAUCAAGACAUAAUAGUACCUCCAAUGGCUCUGAUAACGCCGGCUCGCCAUUACCCGACCAAGAAUCACAGGCCUCUAAACCUAAUGGUACUAAAGUUCGCACCAAACCCGAUUAUCCUCCUCGACCAGAAAAACGUCCCACUCAUCUGCUUGGGCGGACCAAAGGACUUAUCAGGGUGGCCCCAGCCAGUGCCCAUAUUCCGAUCGACACAUCACUCCCCUCGCUCGUAUUCCCCGAUGGCACACGCGUCGCAAGACCCAACGCUUUCCGCCCACCAUAUCUAACCGAACGACUAGCCAGGCACUUGAGCAUCCACAUCAACGAUCCGUACGUUAUCACACGGAGCAUUGAGCUAUUCGGAUCGCCCCGCUCCGCUGGUUGGGUCGCGAAUCUUACAGUGGGAGCGUCCAGAGGGACGAUCACUAACCGCACCAAUGAAUUUUUACAAGCAUUGCCGUGGAGCCACGCUGGAGUAAAGCCUUUCUCGGACGAAGCGUGGGCAGAACAUCUUGUUGCGAAGCAGAACCCACGGAUCCGAUAUGGACCGGACGACCAUGAGUUCCAGGAAAUAAAACCUCCCUCCAUGGCCCUCGGAUACACCAUCGCCCCAGAACAUAAGUCUCAGCUGGAGUUCGUCCGGCGAACGGGACAUGCCCAGCGUCUAUCCCCAUCGUUCUCCCGUUUCGUUCGGCAACAAAAUUACCCUCGACCAAAAAGAAUCGAUAGGUUCUAUUCAUGGGACAGCCACUUGAUCGUUGUUUUCGCCUCGCCAGCUGCACGCAGGGCUAUUUUGGCCGCAUAUGCAUGGUGGAUAAGGCGCAAGCUAUUGGACGCAUACGAAGAGGAUGAGAAACCCGAUCAGCCGGCAUUUUUACCCCCUGUGGGCGCUGAAGAACUGGUAGUGGGAGGUGUGAAAGUUGAGGAUGACGUUCAUGCAGCGUUGGAUUGGGCCAAGCAAGUCGGAUGGAGACCAGAGUACCGAAUUCGUCCUUACCAGGGCCGCCGAAAGAAGAACGACCACGGCGAAGGAUGGUACGACAGCGAGAUAGAAACAAGGUUGCGAAUCAGGAACAAGAGGCGUGAGCUGGAAGAAAGACUGCAGAGAGAAAGGGCGGAAAGGGCUGAAAGGCGGGGAAGGAAGAACGAGGAAGCCCGAAAUGUGGAAUCCGAGACACAGGCUUAA